Molecule: messenger RNA, 614 nt
Organism: Suillus subalutaceus
Lineage: Eukaryota; Fungi; Basidiomycota; Agaricomycetes; Boletales; Suillaceae
Exons: 4
Source: RefSeq, a predicted model, not a curated record
AUGUCUACUGCCUCCAUCAAUAGUAUGCAGUGGUUGGAUCUAGCCACAAACAUCAAGAACACCACAACCAUCUCUUUCACUCUCGAAGCACAAUUUGUGUUUCAGAAAAGUGUUAGUAGCAGUACCUUGUGCACAUCCAAGUCCACUACUCAGCAAAUAAUACCGGGAGAUGGAAUCAGCGAGCCAGCAAUUAUCAUCACCACUGAAAAAUCACCCUACUUGCGAGAUCCACGUCGUGAACUCGAAGACGCUACCAUGUCCCAUAUGAUCAAACUUCUUGAAGAAAUAUUUGCCUCAGGACUUGCAGAUCAUGUUCACAAGAAGGCCUUUACUCGAGGCUGGACUAAACUAGUUGUUCCUGCGGCAUGUCACACUCAAAAUUCGGCCGAUAACAGGAAUAUUUUCCAGCUUGGAAGCUGUGCUUCUCUUCCCUUUCCACCUCCAUCCUCUGUCACUGUUCCACGCGGCGCUGCUGCAAGUCACUCUCAACUACUCGGCACGGCGCUACUACUAGUACAACAAGGAGUCGCCAUGGAAAUCCUCCCAGCACUACAUCAAUAUCCCAUCGCAAUCGUCGACCUGCCAUCUCCACACAUGUUACCCCCCGAAGACUG